AUGUUACCCAUGUCAAUCCUUUCCACUACAACACCUUCCCAACUUACUCUGGCAACUGUCAACGACCCUGAUUUCCUUCCCAGACUGGAGGCAUCUGAGAUUGGCCUGCAUCUCAUCAUGGCUACAACAUCUGUUGAGAAGCCCAAGUCAGGGGCCAACGUUGACAUCCUGAAGGUGGCACAACAACUUCAGCAUCUUGCCCAUUUCUUGUCCCAAGGCCAUCCAGUCCCAGGCCUCAGCGUAUCCGAAAAGGAUCUCAAAGUUGCGCGUGUGCUCAGCCCCGUCACGAACCUCACAUCCCACCGCCGACACUCAGACUUGGAGUUUCCCCGAGAGUGGGUUGAAGAUGAUGGCGCACUAGCCAUUGCACUUCGCGACUGGAGACGGGAUAUCGACCCGAAGCAACUGAGCAGUACACCCUUUGUGGAAGAGAAACCUCCGCAGACAACAGAUACUCCUACAGAGGCUGGACUAGCAGAGGUUGGCAUUGAGGCUCAUGCGAAUGGGCCAUUCUCGUCAUCCUCCACGGAGCGAGAAGCGCACAGGGUCGCGAAGAUGAAAGAGCUUGAGAAGAAACUCCGACAAAUCGAGCAAGAAAAGGAGACUGUUGUCCGGGAGAAUGUCAAGCUUCAGCGCGACGUCGAAGCGCUUCAGCGCCAGUCGGAAUCUUUUCGCCGUGCCCUUUUCGACCCCAAACGCAAGAUCCACGAGAGAAACCUAAAGGAGAAGGUGAAGCUCAAUGGCGAUAUUCGUCAACUUCAAAGUUCACUUGCUACAGUGAACAGCAAGAAUGAGUGCCUCGUGGAGAGGAACAAGGAGCUGAAGUCAUGCAACAAGGAUCUCGUUACUGAUAACGAAGAGCUGGUUACGAAAAACAAGGAGGUGGAGUCGUGUAACGAGACACUCGUUACUGAGAACGAAGAUCUGGUUAAGAAGACCGAAAAGCUGGAGUUGAGUAAUUUUGAUCUCCUUACUGAGAAUGCAGCCCUUGAUGCAGAAAUCAAGCGUCUGGACUCAGAUAACGAAACUCUUAUUACUAUGGCCCAGAAGCUCCUGGAUAAGCAUACACUCUCGAGAGAGGGUAUGGAGAAGCACGAGGAGACUCUCGCCGCAGAGAACCAGGCCUUGAAGAGAAGAAGCAAAGCUCUCAUCAAGGCAAUUGCAGCCAUGAAGCUCGACAGCAAGCGCUGCGCCGCCCAGGUCCAGGACCUAGAUAGCAGUAAGGAUUUCCUGGCUGCUCACAACAAUGACCUUUCGAUUCGGAAUGCAGCUCUUGGUGAUAAGAGCAAACGACUUGAAGAGACUCUUAACAAGAUUGUUUUGGAUGCGAAAUAUUCACUAGGCCGUCAGUGA
This is a messenger RNA of Fusarium tjaetaba, 1353 nucleotides long. RefSeq lists its product as uncharacterized. Bases 1 to 1353 code for a protein of 450 amino acids. Lineage: Eukaryota; Fungi; Ascomycota; Sordariomycetes; Hypocreales; Nectriaceae. The transcript has a single exon. The record is from RefSeq and is a predicted model, not a curated record.